AUGCCCUGGCGGACACCUUGGUUGGACGAGUCGAACUUGCACCACGACACCUUUCUCGAGCAAAGAGCUGCGCACUCGCCGACAGCUUCCGCCAUAGCCUCGCGCAACAAUUCGCCGCCCAACACCCCGCCGCUGAGUCGGCAAGGCACCCGCUCUUCGCGACAACUCACAGGGGUGCAUGGGUUCGGAGCUGCUUCUGGGAAUGCCGGUAAUGCGGAAAAUCGCUACAGAUACGAGUACAACGCAGAAGAUGCAGGAGGUGUCAUGGUCGAUCUCAGACAGAUAUGCAGAUGCAGGCAACCAGAGACCAAAACCUCAGAAAUCUGA
Molecule: messenger RNA, 327 nt
Organism: Symbiodinium sp. CCMP2592
Lineage: Eukaryota; Dinophyceae; Suessiales; Symbiodiniaceae
Source: the annotation of a GenBank genome assembly